ACUGACUUUGGCUUGUCGUAUACAUCGAAGAUCGAACUUGUAAACUGAAUUCUGGAGAGAUUGUUUCCCCAUAAUAUCUGUAUCAAGAUCAAGUACCAGAUCUUGAUGACGCCAAUGUAUCGAACAGUUUCAAAACGGGAUAUUUCCCCACGUGUCUUUCAAGCCUUGCAAAAUUUGGAUGUGGAUGGUUUAUCCGAGUGCACUGAAGAAGAAAUUCGAGCUGUUAUGCCAUGUUUGGCCAGAAUGAGUUUGAUCGGUCCUUUGGACCAGUCCCCUGAAUGUGCUCUAUCCAGGAGAAUGGUUUUCAAAAUAUUAUCAGGACGUGAAACCGUCAAUUCUAUAGUUGGUUUGCUUUCAAUUGAUUUCCACGCCCUUGAAGUUGAUGUAAAAAAAGAACAAACAUUACGGCAAAAGCUUGGCAACCAGACAGAAGAUUCUGCCUUGAUUCAAUCACUGUCACAUAGUUAUGCUCUCGAGUUUGAGAAGAGUGAUCCUACCAGAAGGUUGAGGUUAUUUCUCAGUGAGCUUCUUACACUUAUGGCACAGAGCAAAGAAAUGAAACCUGAAACCACCUACAAAAGCAGUGAACUGCUGGACCAGGAAAUUUAUUUCGAUGAAGUAGCCGAUGUUCUCUGUGUUGCAUUAGCAGAAUUGACAAUCCUUCUACCCAUAGCAGAAGUUGCAGAGGCCCUCCUAAGAACACUUCAUGGGCCAUCUUUUAUUUGUCGGAUAGUGGCUAAUAUGCCCGACACUUUUAAUGAAGUUUGUCAAAGUUUGAUUAGCAAUGGUGAAAGAUAUGAAGAGGAAUCCUUUCUAGGAAGGGCAAGACUAGAAACACUUAGAUCCCUUUGUAGGAUGUGUCCAAAUCAAAUGUUGAUGAUUCGGCUGAAAUGUGUGGAGAUGUGCAGAAUGCCAGCACUGGCAGUUUUACUUAGUUUGGAUUAUGCCUCUUGCCAGAAACAGAUCAAAGGAGAUAAAGUUCAAACUCAGUUGGGAGAUGUUGUACCAUUUAUAUCUGGUCUGCUGUUGGGAGGAGAUGCAAAUAUACGAACAUGGUUCUCACUUUUCAUCAGAAAUGGACAAAAGCGCCAUGAUCGCGCCACGGCCUUGCAAACAUUGCGCGAAGAGCUCCUUAGAAGCCUACAGUCAUUCGUUCACAUGGCGGCUGAUGAGCCAUUACCUGACCGUUGUGCCGUUGAUGCGUCAGCUCUUUUACGACUUUAUUGUGCCUUAAAGGGGAUAGCGGGAAUGAAGUUGUACGACGAAGAAGGUGUUCUUUUACUGCAAUUGAUAACCUGUCGGCCACCACCCACUGAGGCCGGUCUUCGUUUUGUCGCUUUGGGCCUUUGCAUGCUGAUGGCCUGUCCGUCUCUCAUCGCCCUUCCUGACCAGGAACAACGUGGAUUCCAAUGGGUCAAGUGGUUGGUAAGAGAAGAGAGCUAUUUCGAAAAAUCACCAGCGUCCGCUUCUGGCAAGUGUAUGGAAACAGCCCGCAGUAGUUUUGGUGAAAUGUUAUUGUUAAUGGCAAUCCACUUUCAUAGCGGCCAGUUGAGCGCCGUUUGCGAUCUGGUGUGUUCGACACUUGGCAUGAGGCUGUUACUUCGGCCUGCCUCUACUGCUCGUAUGAAGGUAGCCUUUACUCAAGAUAUAUUCCCAGAGCAGGUUGUUACCUCCCAUGCUGUCCGUGUACCAGUCACCCCCGGUUUAAACGCGGACGUUGCUGGUUUUCUCCCGGUUCAUUGCAUCUAUCAAUUGCUGAAAAGCCGAGCUUUUAGCAAAUAUCGCGUACCGAUUAAAACUUGGGUUUAUCGACAACUGUGCGAGAGUCGUCCUCCAUUACAUCCACUACUUCCUAGCCUAGUUGAGGUCUAUGUUAGCUCAAUUUUGACCUUAGCUCCACCGAAGAACAACCAAAACCAAUCGGGAUCGACUGGCUCAGUCGAUCUUGGCCAUGAUCCAAUCAGUGAAGAAGAAAUUCGAAUUGUUUUCGCCAACUCUUUUUCGAAAAACGUUCGCCGAGGUAGCACAGAUGUGCAGGAAUACUCUGUCACGGCCCAGCUCCUGCUUUUAUAUUACGCUCUCCUCUAUGAAGAUACGCGAUUGACGCAAGUAAAGAACUAUUUGAUAGCCGGUAUCAACGUCAAAUCAUAUUCGCAGUCAUUUUUCGCCAACCUGCCUAUUCGAUAUUUGAUUAGUCAAGCAGAAAAAGAACAACAUCUGUAUGCGGGACUCUUUUCUCCUUUGCUACGACUGCUAGCUACUCAUUUUCCCCAACUUUGCUUAGUAGAGGAUUGGAUGUAUGAAACGAGCGAUAAUCGCCUUUCAUCGUUAUGUAGUCCACAUGGAUCUGUUCCAUCUUGUUCAUCGCAGACCGUUAGUCAAGCUUUUACCGACCUAGUUGGCUGCCCAGCUCCUGCUAUGCUUUUGAUGCAAAAACUCUUGGUGAUGCCACCCAAGUCAUUGUGGCAAAUUGCGCACACCUUCAUCUCCCACUUUCGAUCUAUUUUGGGUGAAGCUGUUCCUAGACAAGUUCAGGAAAUGUAUCGACAAGUGUGGUUGAAACUCAAUUCGAUCCUCCCACGGCAGUUAUGGGUAAUGACGGCCAAUGCUGUCCGGCUACAGCUUUCGCUAGAGGAUUGUCCACCGCCUACACUAACGCAGGAUCACUUGACGUUCGAUCCGCUUCACGUAUUGCGAUGCGACCCACGCGUCUUUCGAUGCCCACCGGCCAUGCAAAUUGUUUUGUACAUGCUCAAAGCAUGGUUAGGCGCAUCACGAACCCAUUUGUCGCGCCAUUUACUCGAUAAACCUCUUUGCGGUCCAGUUGCUGCCCAAGGCCCUGGUAAUUUGGCAGGAGUUACGUCCGAUAGCGAGCGUGAAGAACUCAAGAUGGCCUUGAUCGCUGCUCAGGAAAGUUCCGUUGUUCAGAUCGUUCUCGAGCUCUGCCUGCAAACCGAUGAGGACGAGGCAAGCGACCAAAGGCUUUCGGAGUUACGCGAGAUUCAGAGCAUUGUUUGCUCGUUCCUUCAUCAGCUUUUUAUUGCUGAUCCGAAUUUGGUCAAAUUAGUCCACUUUCAGGGUUAUCCAUCAGCUUUAUUGCCGUUGACGACACAAGGUAUCCCUUCGAUGCACAUUUGCCUUGACUUUUUACCCGAACUGUUGGCCCAGCCCAUUAUCGGAGACUUGGCCAAGCAGCUUUUUGCUGUUGAUCUCAUUUCACAUCUGUGUUUGCAAUAUGCGUUGCCCCGGUCUUUUAACGUGGCUCGUCUGGCAGUCAACACUCUAUCAACGCUUCUCAGUGUUUUGCCGAGCAAUGGGAGGACGGAGAUUUACCUGCCUGCUCUUCCUGCUCUUGUGAGGAUAGCCACUGCCUUCCCACCGUUAGUGGAUGAUAUCGUGAGCUUCUUAGUUCAACUGGGUCGCGUUUGUCUGUCGCAGUCUUGUCUGCACGGCUCAUAUGAUCACCGCAUCGUCAGCUCACUUCUUCGUCAACUAGAUCAAGAAAUGGUCCUUGAUGAGGAAGAACAAAAGGAGGAAGAAGAAAGUGUUCCAGUGAAAAUCAAAGAAGAAGUCGUAGCACUUCCACAGGACGAUUGUCCGAUGGAAGUGGAUGUCAAGAAGGAGCGUGAGGAAGGUGAACUGGAAGAGGGCGAAUUGCCAGAUGCGAAAAUGAAUAACGUGCUCAGCAACUCGAGUGCAUCCGUCGAUCGUAUUCAAUCAGACAACGAAACAGUGAAAUCGUUCGAUUUUGCGACCUCCACGGACCUCUCUGUACCUUUCACACCAACACAAAUCCGCCAGCUCUUUAAAUUGCUUCCGGAAUCGAGCUUAAUGGGUGCUGAAGUAUCUCGGACAUUUUCACAGCUAUGCAACAAAGCCAUUUUACAUAAAACAAUCUACUAAGAAUAACUCAGCACAAUGGAAAGAAAUGAAGAAAAUCUGCUCUUUUAAGGAUCCUGUUACUUCGUCGAGUAACAAGCGACCGUGUGUAUUGUAAAGUAAAUACAAUCAAAGAGUAUCCAAAAAAAACUGGAGGAGGAAAUUUUUUUUCUCAAGAACAUGAAGUGACGUGUGCUCUUCUUCCGACGAAAAAAAAAUGAUAGUGACAAACUCGCAAGAAACUUGGGACAAGAGGGAGAAAUGUUUUUAAAAAACCGCACCGAAAUGAACGUCAACUGGCAGAUUGUUUUAUGGUUGCGGUUGUGCUGAUUUACCAAACUUGUUACGCGACCCAUUUACUAAAUUAUUAAGAAAAAAAAAUUGAGAGGAAAGUAUCAGACAGAAGCAUUUCUUCCGCGUUUUUCAGCCGUCCUUUUUCCCUAAGGGAAAGGUGAGUGAAAAGAAAGGAUAGAAUAACUCCAGCAAAAUGAAAAAAAAAAAGGAUUUUUGUAAACAAUCAACUCAGUCGUCCUUUAAGAUCUACCAGACAUACAAAAGAAAAAUUGGUUGAUGGAUUUUUGUAGAAGGAUCCGGAUGAUAUCAAUACAGCCAUGAAUUGAGAAAAAACCAAAAAUAAA
Molecule: messenger RNA, 4517 nt
Organism: Daphnia carinata
Lineage: Eukaryota; Metazoa; Arthropoda; Branchiopoda; Diplostraca; Daphniidae
Gene: IntS2
Product: integrator complex subunit 2-like
Exons: 16
Coding region: 106-3903 (1265 amino acids)
Biological process (GO): snRNA 3'-end processing
Cellular component (GO): integrator complex
Source: RefSeq, a predicted model, not a curated record